Messenger RNA from Vitrella brassicaformis, 3973 nucleotides. The record is from the annotation of a GenBank genome assembly. Lineage: Eukaryota; Vitrellaceae.
GGCUUGAGUGAGCAUUAAUUGCACACUUCGAUCAUGCAUUCGAUCAUGCAUGGUGCAUGGUCCCUUUCACGCAUCCACACGUACGUACAUCCACCCAAUUUGAUAUAUAUGCACACACCAUCCACACGCGUACGGUACACGAAGGCAGUGGCGUCCAACUUCCCCGUUGACCCCACUGCCCGUCGACCUGGGCAGUGAAUUGCACAAGCACGAUCGAAGGGACGCUACUCACACAAACAUACUUGUGUGCCCUGACUUUCCAUCCAUCCAUCCAUCCGUCCAUCCAGCUGCAGCUAGGCAGGCAGAUGUCUUUUGUGUCUUUCCUCUCUUUCAAUCGGUACAUCGGCCUCUGUCUGUCCCCCCAUGACCACAGCCACCAAGAACGAUCGAAGGCACACUCUUGCACGAGCUGGCAGUCGGCCGUCAAUGGCUGCUGGAGCAUAGGGGAACGAAGGCCGAGGUGCUCAUCAACAAAACAGACUGGACAAGUGAGUGAGUGAGUGAGUCAUCGCGUGAUCUUCUUCCUUGCUUGCUUGCUUGCUUGCUUGCUCACCCACAACACACACACAUACGCGACACCAGGCAGGCAUCGUUCCCUUCCCGUGCACACAGAUGGAUACACACAGACAGCACGCCAGGUACCCCCCACCCCCGCUGCACCGCAGACUAGGUAGGCUAUUCAGGUCUGAUGCGCUGCAUGCGGCCUCCAACGCGUUCCCACUGCUUCUCGUAUUCCCUCCUCGCCCUUCACCGCCGUCCACCUGCUGCUGCAGCUGCUGCCGGGGCACCGCUGGGUGGGGGUGGUGGUUGUGGUUGUGCUUGCGCUUCUUCCGCGCGCAGAGGUGCUCUGUGUCCGACUCGGUGUCGUCUUUGGGCGCACCUCUGCAACAUAACACACACACACAGAGUCCAUCAGGUGCUUGGCUGUGACUGUGGGCGUGUGUGUAUAUGUGUGUGUGUAUGUGUGUGUCUGCCAACGUACCGCUUGCGGCCGCCGCCCACAUUGCCAUGAGCAUCAGGCAUCAGCUCGUCACCGUGGCCAGCUCCUGCAGCAGCAGCCGCAGCAGCUCUCGAGGCCUUCGAUGGCACCACAUGAGCCAACCCUGCGGAACAGGGACAGAAUGGAUGGAUGGAACUCACAUAUGCACAUUUGUGCAGGGUUUCCUCACUCGCUCAGUCACUCACUCACUCACCGUCGUCAAUGUCCAUAUUGUCACCUCGGUCUUCCUGGAGGGAGCGGCCGGGUGGCCUGAAGAGCUUGCCGGCCAACUCUGCACCAACAUCCACAGACGAGAAUGGUCACUUUUCGCUGCAUGGCCCAUGCCGUCUGCCUUUCCUUCCAUGUGUGUGUAUUCACCUCCAGCCUCUUCAUGUGCGGCAAACUCUUCCAUAUCGGUCAACAUGCCCACACGACGGCCGCGCGGGGCCGGGGGACGGGGAGGGGGAGGCAUGUCCACGCCGCUCUCGCCCAUCGCCUCGCCAUCACGCGAGGCCCUGCCAUUCUGGCCACCAGCAGCAGCAGCGGCGCCUGCGCGAAAAGGGAGAGAGGCACAGAUGGAUUGACGUGUGUGCAUUGUGGUUGGUUGGAUGCGGACGUCCCUCCCUGCACACCCACUCACCGUCAUUGAUCUCCAUGUGUUCGUCUGGGUCUCGGAGGAGCGGCUCGCCCAAGAAGCCGAGGCGACGGCGAGGGGGUUGUGGCGGCUCACGGGAGUUGCAGUCCAUUCCUGAAUUGACACACGCAUACGAAGGGGGAGAGGCGGGGUCAGUUUGGCUGUCUGUGUGUACAGGCCUUGCGUGUGCGUGUGUUUGCAUACCAGCAGCAGCGUCGUCCCCCCUGUAGUUGUCCAUCUCAGCCUCAAGGUCCAGACGCAUGGGACGCCCGUGUGGAGGGGGCGGGGGGAGUGGGGGAGGCACUGACAGACAGACAGACAGACAGAGGCAGACGGCCAACCGGCGUCGGCGAAUGAGAGGUAUGUGUGUGUGACCGAUGGGUGUGUGUGCGUAUGUGCUUACUCAGGUCAUUCUCCUCAGCCAUCUCGUGCCUGUCCGCAAACAACUUCAUGGCCCUUCCGCCACGGGGGGGCGGGGGCGGAACACGGGCAAAGGCGGCACCUGACGGAGGGAGACAUACAAAUGAGGGUGAGGAGGAAACACACUUCGAGUGCCUGCCUGCCUGCCUGCCUGCACACGCACCUUCAGCCAUCUUGCUACACCAUUGUCUGCCCGCUUCCGUCAGGCCGAUGUUGGGGGCGAUAGAUCGGUACUCGCGGAUCUGCACCAGGCAGGCAGGCAGCAGCCAAGCAGAGCAUGAGACAGUAAAUGUGUGGAGUGUGCAGCGAUCCGAUCCACACCUCGCUGUAUGCCAUAUCGAACAGGUUCCUGCCCUGCCCAUCGUCCACAGCAGCAGCCGCGGCGGCAGCGGCACUGGCGGAGCCUCGGUUCUGCGUGUAUAUUUUCUUCUUCAACGCAGCGACCACACACGAGGCUAUGCAGCCUGUCCGGGAGACGCCUGUAUGGGCAGCAAACAGACAUGCAGACAAGGACACAUGUGUGUGUGUGCGUGGGGCGGUGUGUGAAUCUGACUGUCCAGUCGGCUGUUAGUUGGUGCAGCCAGUGAUGGGCUCUCACUGACUCAAGUGACUCACUCACUCACCCGCACGGCAGUGUAUUAGCAGGGUGGUGUCGGGAUCCUGGAGGGCACCGAGGCAGUAGUCGAUGGCUGCGACUCCAGCUGUCGCGAAGUUGUGCACCGCGUCCUCACUGCCAUCCUGCACACACACAGAGAAUGAGAUAUCGACUGCCCGUCCUUCUGCGUGUGUGUGUGUCUGUGUGGUGUUUGUCCGCCCACCUUCAUAUCUUUGACGUCAUAGAAGGUCACGUGCGGCAGGUCGUCGCGCCUCGACUUGCACACAUAGUCGCCCCCCGACGUGUCCGCUGCCGCCAAGUUGCACACAUGGGUGACCGUAGCCGACUUGAGAAACUGACAGAUGGACAGACAAGCAAAGACAGGAAUGUGUCACCACAGAUGCCGAUAUCGCCCUCAGCACACAGGGGUGCGUGAAUUACCUACCUCAGUGUCAUGCGCGGCCUCCUUGCUCCCUAUGAGGAGCCUCCCCUUGGCCAUGCCCAGAUCAUAGAUCCGCACGACGUUCCUCCUAGAGCAGACACACAUAGAGAAGGAUGAUUUGUAUGGUCGUCUGCUGCCGUCCCCAUUGCUAACGCAUCGCACGUACUCUUGCUUGUGAUCGAAUAUGGUGUUGGUCAGCGGGUCCGUGCGGUCCAUCUUGUUGGUGCGGUUGCCCUUGGGCGACGGGCGACUCUCUUCUAGAAGAAAGAAGAGUCCGUUCGGUUCGUUCCCUCCCCCUCGCCCAUUCACUCACUCACCAGCCGGUGCGUCAACGUCUGCAUCCGUAUCGAUACACAACCCCAACCCUCCCACUCGACGACGGCAUGGCGGGUCUACAGUCGGUCAACGAAGGACAGACAAGAAGCCCACAGCCAGCAAUCAUCCCGCCUCCCGCAUGCAUGACUGGCUUGAACCUCACCAGGUCUCUUGGGUGAGUCCUGUCGGCCCAGUCGGGGUGGGCUCCUUGGCGGGCUCCUGGGCCGGCUCCUGUGCCUGCUGCUGGGCGGUGUGUCAAUGGCUAGGGAAGGCCGCUUCAUCCUCACUGCCAGGAGCUGCAUAUGCAACAGCCAAAACACCGCUCAGCAGAUACGUUUGCAUGCGUCACGAAGCACUGUCAUACACAAGGAAUGCAGUGUCGGCGACCACUCACCGAUGCUGUCCGUGGCUGCCGCUUGCCUGUCAGUCCUCCUUGCGCGUUGUGCUCCCUUCUUCUGCGAGAGGGUGACAAGGCGAGCGCUCCGAGCGGCGCAAGCAACACUGCCAGCGCAACGCAGCGAGAUUGAGGCCUACUGCCUGUCUUCCAGACACGGGCAGCUACUAGGACCACACUCGCGCACACAGAAC